This is a messenger RNA of Staurois parvus, 310 nucleotides long. NCBI's taxonomy places the organism in Eukaryota, Metazoa, Chordata, Amphibia, Anura, Ranidae. The record is from the annotation of a GenBank genome assembly.
AUGCUCAGUUUGGUGUGUAUUGCUAGAGAGUUUUUUUUUCUUGGGAGAGUGCAUGUGAUCAGUACAGGGCCAAUCAGCGCUGUCCAGACAGAGGGUCACAGGUCAUGCAGCCUCAUAGGACAAUUAGGGGAGAAUGAAAACUCCUCCUACAAGCUUUUACCAGUGCUCUGCUGGACAUUGAUAGAAGUUACAAGACUGCGCUAACUCAUGAUGAGAAAAGGAAUUUAGCAGUUUAUAUUUACUACAAUAAUUGCAUUUCCAUGUUGUGUGUACUGUGGGAGACCAGAUAUAGUGAAUGCAGGGUCCUGAG